This is a messenger RNA of Panicum virgatum (switchgrass), 1203 nucleotides long. Its product is annotated as F-box protein At5g07610-like. Gene Ontology annotation, molecular function: protein binding. The transcript has a single exon. Lineage: Eukaryota; Viridiplantae; Streptophyta; Magnoliopsida; Poales; Poaceae. Bases 1 to 1203 code for a protein of 400 amino acids. The record is from RefSeq and is a predicted model, not a curated record.
AUGGAGGCGGGCACAACGGCGGCGGCCUACCUCCCGGACGACCUCGUCGUCGACAUCCUCACGCGUCUGCCGGCCAGGUCGCUCUGCCGCUUCAAGUGCGUGUCCCGGCGCUGGCAUCGCCUCAUCUCCGACCCCACCCACCGCGCCAGGCUCGCGCAGACCCUCUCCGGCUUCUUCUUCGUCUCCCACGGCCCCACCUGGCGCUUCGCCGGCCUGCCGUCCUCGUCCGUCACUCCGCCCGGUGGAGACGGUGGCCCGCCUCUGGUGGACGCCACCCUCUCCUUCCUCCCCACUAGCUGCAUGGAGAGGGAGAUCAAGAUACUGGACUCUUGCAACGGGCUCCUCCUCCUGCUCUGCUCGGACGAGCGCCCGUGGCCUCCCCCGCCGCCAUUUUACGUCGUCUGCAAUCCCGCCACCAGGGAGUGGGUGGCCUUGCCGCAACCGAGGCACACUCCCGGGCAGGACGCCUACUGCUGUGAUUGUGAUGGGAACGUGAUCACCGGGUACGCUGCAGUAGGCUUCGAUCCGGCAGCCUCCUCGCUUUUCUACGUGUUCCAGAUUGUGCAGGUGUAUUACGACACACAGCCUUACCUUGUGGCAGUGGAGAUCUACUCAUCCGAAACUGGAGCAUGGGUUCUGAGCGAAACGUGGUGGGGCAAUGGAUACUUCGGAGUCUUCACGCACCAGAUGACCUACUUCAAUGGCUCCCUACAUCUCACUGAUGACUCCGGCGCAGUGGCGUCGGUGGACAGCAAGGGUUCAUGGAGGAUCACCCAAGUGCUGCGCGGUGAGGUUGACGAGGAGGAUAACCAUCGCCAUGGACAUCGUGGUUACAUAGGCCAUUCUCAAGGGCGCUUGCUUUACCUGGACGAUGUCCGCGGAGAGGAUGUCCUCUCAAUUUACGUUCUUGAGGACCAGGACUGUGGGGAGUGGACCCUUAAGUGCCGUGUUAGCAAGAAGGAUCUCCUCUUUGAGCCGUGGAAGAAGAUACUGAGACCAACCUACUACAAAGCUGGAUUCCAUCCGAACGGCGAUUUGAUUUUCUUCUACGACCGGACACGGGAGAGGCUCAUCUCCUACGAUAUGAGUCGCGGCGAUUGGCGUGUUGUCUGCACGCUCACAGACUUCGAACAUGCCCAUCGCGCGUUUUUCCCAUAUGUUCCAUGGUACUCUGGGGGAUUGGCAUCGCCAAAUAGCAACUAG